UAGGAUAUCAUAUUAUAAUAAUUGUGAGUAAGCAUGGAAAAUUUCUGAUCCACCCUAGGACAUACUAACUCUCUUUAGGAUGAACCUUAUCCAAGAGUUUUUCAAAGCAUCACUGCAGAAAGAUACUGAGUUUGCUAUAUUACAGAGCAAAAUCCCAAAGAGUGAAGUUGAGCAUCUGAAUAGGCUUUCGAUAGAGUAUAUCAAGAAGUCUCAAAGACUACUGGUGUUUUCACUAGUGUGAUUCAUCAUCCUUUCGAAUCUAAAUAAAGGCAUGAGUUAUAAGCAAACAGUUAUGGCUUGAGGGUCAUCCUUAUUAGUCCUUGGGUUCUUUCUGAUAUAAGCCAUUAUAUCCAGAAGUAUCCUAAGUAUCUUCAAAUAUUGAUAUUGAGUUAUAAUGUGCUUGGAUACAUCGGGCCCUAUUUGUGCUUUGAGUGAGAGUAUAAAGGUCAUGUCAACACUUUCAUUCCAGCUAUAUAUUUGCAUCAUUUCUACCUAGCAACUUUGACUCCGUCAAAGAGACACUUGACAAGUAUGAUCUUUGCGUUCACUAUUAUCUUACAAAUAAUUUUUGCAAUCCACAGGUUUGGAGAGAUUGAUGUUGAUCUCAUUGUCUCAGGACUUAUGUGUAUCCUAGUCUCCGAUCUAAGCCUUAGGACAAACCAGACAAGGCUGUCUCAGAUGUACCAAAUGAUUCUGGAGAAUAGGAAGCUAAUGAACGAGAAGCAGAAAGUUGUACAGGAAUUUCCUCACCCAGUUUUGAUACUUCCUCAGAAAAUGUCUGAAAUGUCACAUUGAUAUUCAAAUGAACAAUUUGAACAGAGAAUCAAGACUCUGGAUCAUAAGAUAAAAGCACUAGAUUCAGUUCAAGUUGAACUGAAACAAAAAUAUGAUCAAGAAAAGGCUUACCUUAAGCUAUCUCUGUUCGAGUAUUUAAGCAAGAUCAAGAAGAAGAAUCAUGAUCAAGAAGACAAAGGAAGUACAGUUAUCCAUUGCAAAAAUAUUAAUAACAAAGAAAGAAUCAGAGAGAAUGAAAGAAAACAGGUAAAAAGAAACUUUUACAUUAAAUCCCUCAACAUUGAGUGGAAAGAAGUUCCUUCUGUGAUGCAUGUCUUCAUUGACACCACAGAUAUUAUAAAACUGGAGCAGGCUAAGAGCAAGAUUAGAAUGCAGAAGAUCAUGUUCGCAAGCACCAGUCACGAGUUCAGGACUCCCUUAAAUGCAAUCAUUCAUUCGUACAAAUUUAUUGAGACAGGAUUCAAAGACAUGCUUCAGAUGCUGCAACAAAAGGCUUCUGAAGAUUUUAUCAGGAAUAAGAGCUUCCAAGACCAGGUAGAGUUUAUUAAGAAGUUUAUCAAGACCGGAUCAACUUCUUCAAUAUUGCUGCUAUCUUUAGUAGAAGAUAUUUUGAGUCUGUCUAAGAUAGAUAUUGGAACCUUAUCUAUCAAUUUGGAUCUCUUCCAUGUACCUGAACUUCUUCAAGAUGUGCACUUUUUAUUCUCUGUGCAAUGACAGAGCAAGGGUGUGGACUUGGUAAUCGAUUGUGAAGAUGCUCUGCAGAUCAAUAAAAUCAGUAGCGACAGCAAUAGAAUCAAACAAAUCCUAGUGAACCUUCUAUCGAACUCGGUGAAGUUUACCUUCAGAGGCUCUAUCAUCAUUAAAGCUGCUCUCAAGAAGACUCUGGAAGGUGAUGACAUUGCUGAGUUCAGAGUCUGUGAUACUGGCACUGGUAUAAAAGAAGAAGACCAAGCACACCUCUUCCAAAUGUUUGAGAUUAUUGGGCAGGAUGAGGACCUGAGUCCUGAUGGGUGUGGGUUGGGGCUUACCAUUUGUAAAAAGUAUGUGGAAGUGCUUGGAGGAAAAAUAUGUAUAGAAUCAGUGUAUGGUAAAGGAACAACAGUGAUAUUUACUAUAAUGAUACAUGAAAUAACAAAACUUCCAUUCAAAAGAUCUCGUUGCUUAACAGAGAUUAAAGGCUUAUCGAAACCCUCAUUUGGAAGUAUGUCAGGAGUAGAUUUCAAAGUUAAUGAAGAGCAUGAUUCACAAAUAUGAGCUACCCACAGGCUCCCAAUCAACGAUGUCCAUCUCUCAAAGUUCUCACAAAGCUAA
Moneuplotes crassus is the source of this 2106-nucleotide messenger RNA. The record is from the annotation of a GenBank genome assembly. Lineage: Eukaryota; Ciliophora; Spirotrichea; Euplotida; Euplotidae.